AUCGGCCUCUCGCUCGCACCCACUACCACUGUUGCGCUCAUCAUCAACAUAUUCUCCACGAACAUUUUUUUUUACUUGUUACGUUGAUUUUGUGGCAUUAAAUCGGAAAAAUAACGAUAACCCGCGGCCGUGCGAACAUGUGCUAAGCGUAAUUGCAGUGGUAGAAUAACAAAUAAACCAACAUUCCAGCCGAAAAAAGCAAACGUGUGCGUGUGCGGUGUGUGUUGAAAUUUUUUGUCGCGUUGUAAAAUUUUUUGCAUUGGUAGCGGACGCAGAAGCGUUCGCAAAGGGCAGUAAGUGAGCAGAGCGCGAGAGCGAGCGAGAGUGCAACAAAAUAGCGGCCGGCUGGUGUGUCCGUGUGCGUGGGAGUGAGGGAGUGUGUGUUUUUGCAUGUCCGUGCGUGUGUGUGUGUGAAAGAUCUACAAAGAAAAAACAACCGUUAGUUCGUUUGGCGGUCUUGUGUCGCCGCGCCGACCAACAACAAAAAUAAAAUACGAAAAGCGCGUAGGCCGGAAAACCGAAUACAAGAAAAAACUGCAAAAGCAGCCAAACAAAGUGAAUAAGCAGCGGAAGAGCGGAGCAGCAGAAAAGCUGAUUCAACGUUUCUCGCCUCCACAAUGAACUCCGAGCAUGGAUUCAAUCCUGCCUUCAAUAUGGCCACCAUACGGCAAGCUUUCACAGAGGCGGUGGAAAGAGUCAGAAUGCCAACGCCUACACGCCUGCGCGAUCUCAUCCGGCAGAUACGCGCCGCGAGAACUGCUGCCGAGGAACGGGCGGUGGUCAACAAAGAGUGCGCCUACAUACGGAGCACGUUCCGCGAGGAGGACUCUGUCUGGCGCUGUCGCAACAUUGCCAAGCUGCUUUACAUACACAUGCUCGGUUAUCCGGCUCACUUUGGCCAACUGGAGUGCCUUAAGCUGACGGCCAGCACGCGUUUCACAGACAAACGUAUCGGCUAUUUGGGGGCCAUGCUGCUGUUGGACGAGCGGCAGGAUGUCCAUUUACUCAUCACCAACUGUUUGAAGAACGACUUGAACAGUUCGACACAGUUCGUUGUGGGCCUGGCUCUGUGCACUUUGGGUGCGAUUGCCUCGCCGGAGAUGGCCCGGGAUCUGGCCAGCGAGGUGGAGCGUCUGAUGAAGUCACCGAACACGUAUAUCCGCAAGAAGGCGACGCUGUGUGCCUUCCGUGUUAUCCGUCGAGUGCCGGAGCUAAUGGAGAUCUUUCUGCCAGCCACGCGAUCCCUGCUCAGCGAGAAGAAUCAUGGCAUUUUGAUAACUGGCGUCACGCUGAUCACGGAGAUGUGCGAGAACAGCUCGGACACACUGUUGCAUUUCAAGAAGGAUAGCGGAAAUCGAGAGAUUGUGCCGAACCUCGUGCGCAUAUUGAAGAACCUGAUUCUGGGCGGCUAUUCACCGGAGCAUGACGUUAGCGGGGUGAGCGAUCCCUUCCUGCAGGUAAAGAUACUGCGACUACUCCGUAUACUGGGCCAUAACGAUCCGGAUGCCUCUGAGGCAAUGAACGAUAUCCUGGCACAAGUGGCCACCAACACGGAGACGAGUAAGAACGUGGGCAAUACGAUCCUCUAUGAGACAGUGCUCUCCAUCAUGGACAUUCGCUCGGAGGGUGGAUUGCGCGUUCUGGCCGUAAACAUUUUGGGGCGUUUCCUGCUCAAUUCGGACAAGAACAUCCGUUAUGUGGCAUUGAACACACUGCUGCGGACAGUGCAUGCGGACACGUCGGCGGUGCAGAGGCAUCGCACUACCAUUUUGGAGUGCCUGAAGGAUCCGGAUGUGUCCAUUCGCCGCCGGGCCAUGGAGCUGUCGUUUGCAUUGAUCAAUGCACAAAAUAUACGUACAAUGACCAAGGAGCUCCUGCUGUUCCUCGAAAAGGCCGAUGCCGAGUUUAAAGCGCAAUGCAGCUCGGGCAUGAUCCUGGCCGCCGAACGGUAUUCGCCGAACACACGCUGGCAUCUGGAUACGCAGCUGAGCGUGCUUAUUGCGGCCGGUAACUAUGUGCGCGAUGACGUCGUCUCCUCCACCAUCCAGCUGGUGUCCAGCAGUCCCGUCCCGGAGCAGACGUAUAUCACGAAUCGAUUUUGGGAGUCGCUGCAGGUGAGCAAUCACUGCGAGGACAAACAGCCGCUACUGCAGGUUGCCGUCUGGGCCAUAGGCGAGUACGGCGAUCUUUUUAUGUACGGCGCCAAUGAGGAUGAGUUUGAACGGCCCACGGAGAGCGAUCUGAUCGCUGUGUAUCAUAAGUUUUUAACCUCUGCUCAAGUCUCGACCACAAGCAAGCAAUACGCUCUGGUCUCUUUAGCCAAGCUAAGCACGCGUCUGCAGCAGUGCGUGGAGGAAAUUCAGGCACUGAUCACAUCGUUCGGCAGCCAUUUGAAUGUGGACCUGCAGCAGCGCGGCGUGGAGUUUACGCAGCUCUUUGGACACUAUAAGCACCUGCGACCGCCGCUACUGGAGAAGAUGCCGGCGAUGCAGAUAAGCAGGAUUAGCUCGCAGAAUGGCGAAAGCGGCGGCUCCUUCGACGACAACAGUCCCGAUGUUAUCGAAAAUGGCGUAGAGGGAGCAGGCAAUGGCGGUGGCGGACACUCACUUAUCGAAAGCAAUAUGAACACUCUGGGUGACAAUACGAACAUUUUGCUAGAUCUGCUGGGCAGCACGGAUCUGUCGGCGGGCGGUGGCGGUGACUUGGUGGCGGCCACGGAUCUAUCGAAUUCCGUUCAUAAAAAGAACUCGCGCAAUGCCAAUGAUGGUGGGGCGACGUCGGCUCCCGUUUCCCAUAACCAGGAUCUGUUGGAUCUGCUUGAUUUGGACAUGUCGUCGACGACGAACGCGGCAGGACCACCAACAGGUGUUGGAGGCGGCGGUGGUGGUAUCCUGGCCUUGGCCAUUGGUGAUAACAACCAGACUAGUGCGGCGUCGGCCAACAUGAACAACAUUUUGGGUGGCCUGGAUCUGAGUGGAUUUGGAUCCGGUCUUGUGGAUGGUUCGGCGGCCAGUAUACCAACAAAUGGCAACGAUCUCGCCAGCAUGCUUGGCGGCCUGAGCGGAGUGUCAUCGACAUCGGCACCCCUAGCUAGUGCUGCCGCCGGUAACCUUAUCGAUGGAGGUAACCUGCUGGCCGAUCUAAAUCCCACGGCUGCCUCUAACAAUGCCGCUCUAGUGCCUCCGAGGGGUCCCAAGCUAACGGCGCUGGACAAAGACGGGCUGCUGGUGCAGCUGGAACCGGUAUGGGGCCCGGACUGUAUGCGCAUCUAUGUGACAACCACGAAUAGCUCAGAUAAUACCCUGGAUCAGUACGUGCUGAAGGCGGCUGUACAGAAGAGUUUUCAGCUGCAGUUGGUUACCCCAUCCGGCUCACUGCUGCCACCAGGUGGCGUUAUUACUCAGGAGAUGCGCGUUGUGGCCUCGUCGAAUGCGACUCUACGCAUGCGACUGCGCAUCCAGUACUUGCUCGAUGGCAAGCAGCAGGUGGAGCAAACAGAAGUUAGCGGCUUCCCAGAUCAGGUGCCGGAGUAGGGGAACUUUCAACUGUAUUAAAACAAAAAUCCAGAUUAGCCUAAUAUAUAAUGCAAAAUUCAACACAACAGCAGGCAGCAGUAACACUAACAAACACACACACACACACACAGACUGUGGUUGUCACACAUUUAUUGUAAAAUAAGUUAACACUCACAUACAGAGAGACAGCGACACGGACACCCACAGCCACACCCACGCCCACACCCACACCCACACCCACAACAAGGUCUAAAAAACAAUUGUCGAGACUGUUUUUUAAGCGGGAAAAAAUCAGUAGAAACAGCAGAAAUCAGUUAACUUAUAUAUAUUUUUUGUUUCUAAUUUAUUUUUCUAUAUAUACAUAAACACACACACACUAUACUUGUCAAAUCGAAAUUGUUUUUAUUGAAUUAAUUUUCGUUAAAUUCCCUAAAUUGAGUGUGUUUUUCGUAAACUCUUGUGUGUAAAAGACAACGUUCAAUUUUAAUUUAAGACAAUAAAAGUCAUACCUAUCCCAUAACUAUUCUAUAAACUUAACACCAAAACAAGAGAAAAGUAACGCAAAACCGAUUGUGAAGUUAUGUUGGCAAAGCAUUUAAAAGCAGAGAAGAAAAAGCGUAGCAUUUUAAAAAUGGAGUCAAGGAAACGAAUGAAUGCCAUUUCAAUCAGUUGAUUUUUGUUAUUUCUAUAUAUGUGUAAUUCGAUAUUCCUCAAUCUGAAUCUGUUCUCUCUUUAUUUACCCCGCAAUAUAAGCAUUCAUAUUAUAUAUAUAUAUAUAUUCUGAUAUAUAUUAUGUAUUGUUAUUUCCUGUGUGCGCACGUACUUAAAGCAGAGAGAAGAAUCAGGCAGCAGCAACCACAGAGAAAGUCUAAAGAGGGAAAAGGAAUGCAUAAGCCAGCAGAUAGCGCACUGUGGAAAACUAGAUAAUAUCUAUUGAUAAAUAUAAUUAUAACGAAGGAGCAGGACGAAGCAGCAGCUUAGAACUAUAUAUGUAACUGAUUAGUUGCUGUCGCAGAGGACGGUGGCGAUUACGAUGUUGAUGAUCGCGAGAAGCAAAGAAAAUCCAUUAACUAUUAUUAUUAUUAUUAUGAUUAUAAAUGAAUUACAAGCAGCUGUAUUGGACAAGAAAGAAAGGGAGAAAGGUAGAAAGGGAGAAAGAGAGAUAGAUAGAUAGAUAGAGAGAGCGAGAGAGAGAGGGGGAGGAAGGGAGGGCGAAGGAGAAGUAAUAACAUUAACAUAUUGUACAAUAUAUAAUUAUUAUUUUUGUAUUAUUAUCAUUUCCUUUUAUAUCUUAUACUUGUAUUCCACAAACCUUUUGAGCCGAAAUAAACAAACGAUUUCGUUUUAUCGAAGGACAAAA
This is a messenger RNA of Drosophila kikkawai, 4875 nucleotides long. RefSeq names its product adaptor protein complex 1, gamma subunit (gene AP-1gamma). Gene Ontology annotation, cellular component: AP-1 adaptor complex; membrane coat; Golgi apparatus. Gene Ontology annotation, molecular function: clathrin-cargo adaptor activity. Gene Ontology annotation, biological process: intracellular protein transport; Golgi to vacuole transport. The record is from RefSeq and is a predicted model, not a curated record. Lineage: Eukaryota; Metazoa; Arthropoda; Insecta; Diptera; Drosophilidae.